UAUAGCGAGAGCCAAGCAGAGGGAGCAGCCAGUGGAACCAUGGGCACUAUGCUGUGCGCUCUGAUUCUCUGGUCUGGUCUCCUGGGGGCUGCCAGGGCGAGCCCCAUAUCAGUUCCCCGUGAGUGUGCCAAGGGUUCGGAGGUAUGGUGUCAGGACCUGCAGGCAGCUGCAAAGUGUCGGGCCGUGAGGCACUGCCAGGGUGCUGUCUGGAACAAGCCCACAGUCAAGUCCCUGCCCUGCAGUGUGUGCCAGGAUGUGGCCGCGGCUGCUGGCAAUGGGGUGAACCCAGAUGCUACAGAGUUGGACAUUUUGACAUCAGUAAUGAAGACCUGUGAGUGGCUUCCAAGCCAGGAGUCUUCAGUUAAGUGCAAGUGGAUGGUGAACAACCACAGCACAGCUGUCCUGGGCAUGCUCAGUGGCGCUCCGGGGACUGACCUGGCUCCUGUGUGUACUGCGCUCACCCUCUGUGAACCAUUACAGAGGCACCUAGCCGAGACUACCUCAGAGAGACCACUGACCCAGGAGGAUGCAAAUGAGGUGAUGGCCCCAUUCUUAUCCAACGGGGCUCUGAGCUUCCACCCAUCACAGAUGCCUGAAGGUGCCGUGUGUCAUGAUUGUGUCCAGCUGAUCUCCUUGCUCCAGGAUGCUCUAAAGUCUAACUUGACCUUGGCAGAGGUAACUGUCCAGAAUCAGUGUCAGUCCAUGGGGCCUGGCCUGGCUGCCCUCUGCGAGAACUACAUCCACCGGCAGUUUGUCCCUGCUAAGCAAACACUGCAGAGUCUCCCCCCACAGGAGGUCUGCAGGAAGGGGGGCUUCUGUGAGAGAGAGUCUGCCCACUGGCUGACUCGAGUGGCCGCUGUGGAUGGAGUCCCCUCUCUGGAGAUGGAGAUGCCAAGGACGAAUGAGUUGCAGAUGCAGUUGGGCCUGACAUGCGAUGUGUGCUUGAACGUGGUCCAGGAGCUGGACAAGUGGCUUGUGACCAACAGCACAGAAGCUCUCAUCAGCCACACACUGGAGCGAGUGUGCACUGUAGUGCCCGAGUCUCUAGUCCAACAGUGCAUCACCAUGGUGGACACCUACAGCCCUGAAUUGGUACAGCUCGUGUCCAAAGUCACCCCAGAGAAAGUAUGUGAGACCAUCAAGCUGUGUGGCAGCAAAAGGUGGGCCAGGUCCAUCUCCAGGGCUGUGGCAACCACGCCCUCCCUGCCGGUGGAUGAGGAAAACCAGGGCAGCUUCUGCCAAGGGUGCAAAAGGCUGCUGGGCAUGUCUUCCCAGAAUCUGGACCACAAGAGCACCAAGCGGGACAUUCUGAAUGCCUUCAAAGGUGGCUGCCGGAUCCUGCCGCUGCCUUAUGUGCUGCAGUGCAACCGUUUUGUGGCCGAGUAUGAACCUGUGCUCAUAGAGAGCCUCAAGUUCAUGAUGAACCCCACGGACCUAUGCAAGAAGAUGGGGGCCUGCCACGGCCCUAAGACUCCACUUCUAGGCACAGAUCAGUGUGUCAUGGGCCCCAGCUUCUGGUGCAAGAGCCCAGAGGCCGCUGAGAUGUGUGAUGCCCUGGAACACUGCCAGCGCCUCGUGUGGAAAAAGCCCAUCUCCAAAACCAACGAGCAGCCAUGACCGUGGCCACCAGAACCCAAAGUCUGCCCACCCGCAGGCUUCUGCCUCCCAAGGGACCCUAUGAAGUGGGUGUUACCCCCAUGUCAUAGAUAAAAAACUGAGGCUCUGAGCAGGUAGGGCAGAGCGGAGCUGACAUUCAAAACCAUGAUUUCCUAAAGCUGGGCAGUGUCGUCUUUCUGUCUCUGCCCUAUCUCUAACAAACAGAAGGCCCCCUCCACUCCUGCUACAAAUGGGGAGUCUUCUUCCCCCUUGCCCCAGUAAGCCACCCCUCCUGUCAUGCUGUGAUGCUGAUGUCCUGGAGAAACCUGUCAGAGGCCUCCCUUACAGGGUGAGAGCAGGUAGGUAAGGGUAGGUAGGUGGAGGGGACCGUCACUAGUCAGUAUAAUGGCUCUGGGUGGAAAUUGGGUAUUCUCAGGCUAGGAUCUCUCCAGCUGGCUCCCAGUGGUGCAGCUGGGACAUGAGUGGCUCUGGACUUUUCUGAGGGAGGGUCCUGAGCCAUUGGCUACUACCCAAAAGGGAUACUUGGACUAUAUAUGACUCUUGCCCAUAUCCUGUCCCACCAAGAGGAGUUUGUCUACUCACCCAGAUACGAGCCAUUCUGGUGCUAAGCAAUCUGGGGUGUACUUAAAAUCAAAAAGAAAAAAAAAAACCCUGCUGGGUGAGCCCUGGGGAAAGCCCUGAGGGGUGUGGAAUGGCAGUAGCAAGAGGUCCACCCUAGUCAUCUGCUGAGCCUCAGUUUUCUAAUCUGUAGACUGGGAGGAUCAUGCCUGCCUCAUAGGGAUGUUAAGACAGUUUUAAGAGAUGUCCUCAAGUUCUUUCACUUAGAGACUAGCACCCAGUGACCUACCAGGAUCAGCAAAACCUAUCUUGGGGAUCGAUAGGGUCUCUGGGGAGCCUGAUCAAACAAGUUUAUAUAAACUAGAUGCUUUC
Molecule: messenger RNA, 2547 nt
Organism: Mus caroli (Ryukyu mouse)
Lineage: Eukaryota; Metazoa; Chordata; Mammalia; Rodentia; Muridae
Gene: Psapl1
Product: prosaposin like 1
Biological process (GO): sphingolipid metabolic process; adenylate cyclase-inhibiting G protein-coupled receptor signaling pathway; prostate gland growth
Cellular component (GO): lysosome
Source: RefSeq, a predicted model, not a curated record